CGUGAGACAGACAUCAACACAAACACACGUUGAGCAGGCUGCGACGGUGUCGUUUCGGAUGAGCGCCGAAAAACGGUUCGCACACAGUUUGACAGGAUGUAGCAGCGGCGAGCGAAAGAAGAAAGAAGAAGAAAAGCUUGUGAUAGUGUGCGAUGUGACAGCGGGCCGGAGGUGUAGCCUAGAUAGGAGAGUGACCAGAGCAAAGACAGGGACAGAAGCAGAUCGUAGCGCGGUUACCCACGGCAGGUUAUAACGACAGCACCAAGGCUGGCGAUUGUAGCCUGAUUUACCGCUUUAUGCAUUUGCUCCAAUAGGUUUUUUCUUGAUGCAACACUGGAUUUUUACGCACUAACCUAACUCUGACUGACACAGUUCGGAGACUUUUGCAUAUAGGGAAAAACGGAGAGAAAGAGGAUAGAAUGGUGAGCCAAAACGACUGCUCUGUGAAGGUCUCUCUAAGGAUCCGUCCCCAGAUGGUGAAGGAGAAGAUCGAGGGCUGUCACAUGUGUACACUUGUGACCCCCGGGGAACCCCAGGUGUUGCUGGGUAAAGACAAGGCCUUCACGUACGACUUUGUGUUCGACAUCGAUUCGGCACAGAAACAGAUCUAUGCUGCUUGUGUCCACAAACUCAUCGAGGGCUGCUUCGAUGGAUACAAUGCUACUGUGUUCGCCUACGGACAGACGGGCUCAGGGAAGACGUACACCAUGGGAACGGGGUUUGAUGUGAACGUGCAGGAGGAGGAGCAGGGCAUUAUUCCACGGGCUGUUCACCAUCUGUUCCUGGGCAUCCAGGAGAGGAAGACACAGGCCCGGCAGCAGGGCACACACCCUCCUGAGUUUAAAGUUAGUGCACAGUUCCUAGAGCUGUAUAAUGAGGAGAUCCUAGAUCUGUUUGACGGAGCCAGAGACCCAGACUGUAAGAACAGGAAGUCUAAUAUUAAAAUCCACGAGGACGGCAGCGGUUCCAUCUACACCAGCGGAGUCACCUCACGACUCGUCCACUCUGAGGAAGAGCUGUUACAAUGUCUGAAGUUGGGAGCGUUGUCCCGUACCACGGCCAGUACCCAGAUGAAUGCGUCCAGUUCCAGGUCUCACGCCAUCUUCACCAUCAAUCUCUGUCAGAUGAGAGUCUGCCAACAAACUGAGGAGAAUGGAAGUGUGAAUGCAGAGUUGAACGGAGAGGUGAAUGCAGAGUUGAACGGAGCAGUGAACGGAGAGGUGAAUGGAGAGAUGAACGGAGAGGUGAACGGAGAGGUGAACGGUGUAGGAGGAGGAGAUGGAGGGUCUAUAGCCAAGCCUGAAUACGAGACUCUGAUGGCCAAGUUUCACUUUGUGGACUUGGCUGGAUCAGAGAGACUGAAACGCACCGGAGCGACAGGAGAGAGGGCACGAGAAGGCAUAUCCAUCAACUGUGGACUGCUGGCCUUGGGGAAUGUGAUCAGUGCUCUGGGGGACCAGGCUAAGAAAGGAGGACAUGUUCCAUACAGAGACUCUAAACUGACACGUCUUCUACAGGACUCACUGGGAGGAAACAGUCGUACGGUGAUGAUAGCGUGUGUGAGUCCGUCGGACCGGGACUUCAUGGAGACCCUGAACACACUGAAGUAUGCUAAUAGAGCCAGGAACAUCAAGAACAAGGUGAUGGUGAACCAGGACAAGACCAGUCAGCAGAUAUCUGCUCUCAGGGCUGAGAUCGCCAGGCUACAGAUGGAACUGAUGGAGUAUAAAGGGGGUAAGCGUGUGAUGGGUGAGGAUGGCGUGGAGGGCUUCAGUGAUCUGUUCCAGGAAAACUCUAUGUUACAGAGAGAGAACGACACGCAACGCAUGAGAGUCAAAGCUAUGCAGGAGACCAUCGACCACCUCAACACACGCGUCACCACGCUCCUCGCCAACGACGUCACCGCGCUCCUCGCCAAGUCAGGUGAGGGCAACGAGGAGAUUGGUGCUCUGAUCCAGAACUACAUCAGAGAGGUUGAGGAGCUCAGAUCCAAGCUUCUGGAGAGUGAGGCGAUGAACGAGUGUCUUCGUCGCAGUGUGACUCGUCUCUCCUCCCGCUCGCCGUUCCCUUCCUCCUCCCAUGGCUCCACCCUCGGGCCACACCCCUUAGGCUCCUCUCCCCAUUCCCUGUCAAUGGAGGCGGAGAUGACGGACGUGAUUCGCCGAGCCAAAAUGGACAUUGAGAGGCUGAAGAAGAAGGAGAGGAGACAGAGGAGGAUGAGCCCAGAGAAAGAGAAGGGGUUGAAGAAACAAGUGAAGCUUCCCUCUCAUGAGAACGGACAGGACGGACAGGACGGGCAGAAUGGACAGGACGGACAGAACAGACAGAUGGACUCUGAAGAGAACUACACAGAGGACGGGAUGUCCCCUCUGCAGGAGGAGGAGAGUGGGUGUGACGAGGAGGAGGAGGAGGAGGAGGAUGAAGAUGAGUUUGACAGUGAUGAGAGUCUGGUGGACUCAGACUCUGACUCUGAUGAGAAAGCUAACUUCCAGGCGGAUCUGGCAGACCUGACGUGUGAGAUUGAGAUCAAGCAGAAGUUGAUCGAUGAGCUGGAGAACAGUCAGAAGAGACUGCUGCAGCUCAAACUACAGUAUGAAGAGAAACUCAUCCUGCUGCAGAACAAGAUCAGAGACACACAGCUGGAGAGAGACAGAGUACUACACAAUCUCAUGUCCAUGGAGAACUACACGGAGGAGAAGGCUAGCAGGAUCAAGUCAGAUUAUGAGAAGAGGCUAAAGGAGAUGAACAGAGACCUGAUGAAGCUACAGGCGGCUCAGAAGGAACAUGCUAGGCUACUGAAGAACCAGGGACGCUAUGAACGAGAGCUGAAGAAACUACAGCAGGAGGUCAACGAUAUGAAGAAAGUCAAGGUGGCGCUGAUGAAGCAGAUGAAGGAGGAGCAGCUGAGGAGGAGGAUGGUGGAAGCCAAGAGGAACAGAGAGAUCGCUCAGCUCAAGAAGGAGCAGCGACGACAGGAGUACCAGAUUAGGUCGUUGGAGAGUCAGAAGUGUCAGCAGGAGCUUGUGUUACGUAGAAAGAGUCAGGAGGUGACAGCGUUACGACGGCUGGCUAAACCCCUGUCUGGACGCAUGGCUAGACGGUUACAGCCCCUUGACUCUGGAGCAGAACUGUCUCCCAGCACCACCUCCUCUGAACCAGAGUCCAACAGGACCACUCCAACCAAUGUGUCUAACAUAGUGAGACAGUGGAACACCAAGAUGAACGGCAACCUGGGACAGAGCGAAGGGGUGACCACCAACAGGACACGGGUUGUUGGGAGUAGGAAUCGUGCCCAGCAGGGUAAGGGGGUUCUGAGAGGUAGUAGUAGUUUCACCAAGGCAGCCCGUCAGAAGUGGCAAACACUGGAGAGGAGGAUCCUGGACAUCGUCAUGCAGAGGAUGACCAUCACUAACGUAGAGGCCGACAUGGACCGACUCAUCAAGAAGCGUGAGGAGCUGUCCUUGCAGCAGGAGGCACUGUUGCGUAAGAGGGCGGUGCUAAUGGCGGAAGAGGAGGGGCCUGACACAGAGGACCGCCUUGUCCAGGAAAUGAACGAGGACAUUGAGGUUCUGAACGCAAACAUUGACUAUAUCAAUGACAGCCUAUCAGACUGCCAAGCUACCUUCAUACAGAUAGAGGAAACCAAGGAGGAGCUGGACUCAGUGGACACCUCAGUGGUCAUCAGCUCCUGCUCUCUGGCCGAGGCCCGACACCUGCUGGACCACUUCCUCAAGGCCUCCAUUGACAAGGGGUUACAGGUGGCUCAGAAGGAGUCUCAGAUCCGUCUGUUGGAGGGUCAGCUGAGACAGACAGAUGUGAUUGGCUCUGCCCACAAUCACAUCAUCCUGGAUGCGCUGAGAGAGAAGGCUGAGUGUAUCCCAGAGCUGCAGGCACUCAUCCACAACGUACAGCAGGAGAAUGGUUAUGUCAGCACUGAUGAUGAGCCGUCAGAGUUUAGCCAGGCCUCGGAUGGGAGUGUGUGUCAGAUGAAGUCUUCAGCCAGUCAGGAUGACUUCAAGAUGAAGGUCCAGACGGAGCCUCGUCUGUCAGCCCAGAUGAAGGCGGUGUCAGCAGAGUACCUGUGUCCCGUGUUAGACGCCUCUACUAAGAACAUUACUAAGUCCCUGGCCUCCCUGACAGACAUCCAGGAGAACGGGACCAGUAUGAGCGGCCUGAGCUUCACCCUCCCUAUCUUCAGAGACCGGAUGUCCAGGACCAUCAACCUGCCCGUCAGGGGGCACACCUUUCCCAGACAGUCUCGCGGUGGUGACACCUCCCCUCUAACAAGGAGGAAGUCUUAUGACCGAGGCCAGUCUUCCAGAAAUGCUGAUGGAUUCACUCCCCCCUUCCCCCCUCUUAGAACCCGUAAUGGCCGCAAUGUCUUCUCAAGGCUCACCAGCAACCAGAGUCAGAGCUCUGCACUGGACAAGUCGGAUGACAGCGACUCCUCUCACUCUGAGGUCCUCAGGGGUGUGAUCAGUCCCACGGGGGGGGUGAAGGGAGGGAGGACUGCGCCCCUCCAGUGUUCUGCCGUGGCAGAGGGACACUCUAAACCUGUCCUCUGUGUGGACGCUACAGAUGAACUGCUCUUUACGGGAUCUAAGGACCGGACGUGUAAGAUGUGGAACCUGGUGACAGGACAGGAGAUCGUCACGUUGAAAGGCCAUCCAAACAAUGUGGUGUCAGUGAAAUACUGUUCCUCCUCUUGCCUCGUCUUCUCAGUCUCCACCUCAUACAUCAAGGUCUGGGACAUACGAGACUCUGCCAAGUGUGUCCGCACCCUCACGUCUUCAGGCCAGGUGAUAUCGGGGGAUGCGUGUGCUGGCACCACCACCCGUACCAUCACGGUGGCACAGGGGGAAUACCAGAUGAAUCAGAUAGCCCUCAACCCCUCUGGCUCUGUCCUCUAUGCUGCCUCUGGCAACACAGUACGCACCUGGGACCUCAACAGGAUGACGGCGUUAGGGAAGCUGACAGGUCACAUUGGUUCAGUGAUGUGUCUGACUGUAGGUCAGUCUGUACUGGGCAGAGACCAGGUGGUCACCGGCUCCAAGGACCACUACGUCAAGGUGUUUGAUGUGGCAGAGGGCAUGCUGGGGAAUGUAGGCCCAUCCCAUAACUUUGAGCCUCCUCACUACGACGGGAUCGAGUGUCUAGCCAUCCAGGGAGACGUGCUAUUCAGCGCGUCACGAGACAACGGCAUCAAGAAGUGGGACCUGGAGCAACAAGAACUCACACAGCAAAUCCCCAACGCCCAUAAGGACUGGGUGUGUGCGCUGGCGUAUGUUCCAGGUCGGCCCAUGCUGCUGAGUGCGUGUCGGGGGGGCAUGCUGAAGGUGUGGAACGUUGACAACUUCACCCCCAUAGGAGAGGUCAGGGGUCACGAGAGCCCUAUCAACGCCAUCUGCACCAACUCACGACACAUCUUCACCGCUUCCAGUGACUGCAGGGUGAAGUUAUGGAGCUAUGUCCCGGGUUUGACCCCCUGUCUACCUCGACGGGUUCUGGCCAUCAAGGGUCGCGCCACCAGCCUCCCGUGAGCCUUCACUGCAGCUCACAACCCCGCCUCUGCUCUCCUCUGUGAUAUGACGGUGAAGAUCUGGUCAGCGAAGGAGGGGAAGAAGAGGUGACGGUCGAGCGUUAGUGUGACAUCAUCAGCAGCCAUCCUUUACUGAGGGCCUUCACCCCUGAACUCUGACCCUCACACCUCAACCAAUCAGGUGUGACACGGCGGGACGUCAUGGUUACCAAUCAUUACCGGGACGACUAAAGUUUUGAUGGCAUGUGUGGUCGCAAAGUUUACUCUCCUCUGAAAAAAAAACAUAUUAGGAGUGUCUUGAACUGAAAUGCAAAACAGUGAAGUUUGAUCGUUUUUGCCUUUUCUUGUUUCAACUACCAAUCCCUCUCUAAGUGCCAUUGAGAUGUGAUGUGAUUUGGACAAGAUAAAACCUUUCUUGUGCCAGAUAAUGCCUGUCUGUCUGAGGGACGUCCAUAGACAGACACAGAGCUACAGACUGAAUGAACUGCUUCUAUUUAAUACUCCUUCAAUAACAACCAGGACUCCAGGGAGUGAACUGACCCAGGGAGAACACCAUUCCUGAGCUGACUGGAACACUUCCAGAGAGGAGGGCUGUUACUGUUUCAGUCUCUGAUCUGAGUGCAUUUCAUGUGUUUGAUACCAUUCCAUUGAUUCCGUUCCAGCCAUUACUACGAGACGUCUUUCCCAAUUAAGGUUCCACUGGCCACCUGCGGUAUACACUACACAGUAGGUAAACCUCAGAGAGGACUGAGGGAUCUCAGUGUACACUACACAGUAGGUAAACCUCAGAGAGGACUGAGGGAUCUCAGUGUACACUACACAGUAGGUAAACCUCAGAGAGGACUGAGGGAUCUCAGUGUACACUACACAGUAGGUAAACCUCAGAGAGGACUGAGGGAUCUCAGUGUACACUACACAGUAGGUAAACCUCAGAGAGGACUGAGGGAUCUCAGUGUACACUACACAGUAGGUAAACCUCAGAGAGGACUGAGGGAUCUCAGUGUACACUACACAGUAGGUAAACCUCAGAGAGGACUGAGGGAUCUCAGUGUACACUACACAGUAGGUAAACCUCAGAGAGGACUGAGGGAUCUCAGUGUACACUACACAGUAGGUAAACCUCAGAGAGGACUGAGGGAUCUCAGUGUACACUACACAGUAGGUAAACCUCAGAUAGAAGUGAGGUGUACUGUACACAAUAUACAGUAUGUUUGUACAACCACUGGACAGUUUGUUGAGUUCAUCUCAGCCCUGUGUGGGUCCUGUGUCUUCAUCUCUUUGAAUGAGCCCUAAUGACAUCACCACUGACACCAGUCCUGUAGGAAUGCACACACAGAACACACACAGAACACACACAGAACACACACAGAACACACACAGAACACACACAGAAAACACACACACACCGCUGUACUGUCAUCAGACUAGGAGUGCUUACGCUAGCAAGAAUACAUUAAUACACACAUAGUCAGGAUUAUACGCACACACACACACACACACACACACACACACAUUAUCUCCUCCACCCCUACCAAGCAGUCACUCCACAAGGGCCAAAGUUCCAGAUCAUUAUCUCUCUUGUCUUUAUGGAGCCUGAAUCUGUCUCCCUCCCAGGUGCCACCCUAGUCCCUAUAUAGGGAACUACUUUUGACCAGGGCCAACAGGGCUCUAGGGCCAACAGGGCUCUGGUUGAAAGUAGCACACUAUGUUGGAAAUAAGGUGCUAUUUAGGACGCAAACCCUCUCUCUCCUCACUUCAAUAAGCACCAUGCAAAUCACCAUCUCAACCUCUCCCCUCUCCUCUUCCCCAGUGAGUCUGAUAUGCGGUGUGCUUCCUCUUUGAAAGCUCACGCCCCUGUCUCCUCGUUUGAGCCUCAGACAUUUGGUAUGUAGGUCCCUCUCCUCACAAGGGAAAUUAUUGCCUCAAGGACCAUGAUGGAUUUUCCGCCAUUUUGAAUGUUGUGAAUAACAUUUACCGAUCUGCACAAAACUUGAUAUCUUUCAUCUAUGGGUCCAAGGUCUCUCAAUGCACUAUUUCCCAGGCUAAUACGUCAAGCAACGAAUAAACAUGAAUAUGAGCGUGGUCUCACACAUAAAUGACUAUAAAUCAGUCACGGAUAUUCCUAUAAAACUUUGUACACGUGACUGCCGGGCUCGAUUCGAUCGUACGUAGCAACAUUUGAAAUUGUGUUUUUUUACAUUGGAUAAAAGUAGAGACUCAGAGCUAGAAAAUGGUAUAUCACACACUGUAUUUGAGGAGCAAUGGAAAAGUAAUUCUGCUUUGAAAGUUGAUAAACUUGUAACCUCACUUUUGUGAAAAAUGUCCCUUGAAAUGUUUUGGUAUCUAGUGAAGAGCUCUUCUUUGUCUCCACCCACUCAGCAUCGUUCACACCCUCUUAAGCUUUAGCCCCACCCAUCUCAUUAAGGAUUCACAUUUGAGUCAAUGAGUCAGUGUGCUCCCUCUCCGGCCUGUAGGCUAGCAAGCUGCUCGUUAUGGCGCACACCUAUCACCAUCGUUAUGCGCACCUGCGCGUCAUCAGACUCACAUGGACUCCAACACUUCCCUGAUUACCUUCUCUAUGUAUGUCACUGCCUUUGGUUCCUUCCCCAGGCGUCAUUGUUUCUGUUCCAGUGUCAUGUCUGUGUGUUGUUUGUGUUUCUUGUUUUGUAUUUAGUUGCGUUUAUUUAUUAAAACACUCACUCCCUGAACUUGCUUCCCGACUCUCAGCGCACUCGUUACACUAUGUACUAAACAACAUAAGAUUUCAAGACUAAAGGCUGGUUUAUACUACGGGUGUGUUCUUAAAUUUAAUCUGGAGUGCCAGAGUGUGCUCUGGCCGUUCGUAAAUCCAGAGCGUCUCUCUCUGAGCGUUCAGAGCGCACACUGGAAGGUCUGGUGGAGGAGUUGGGUUGAUCUCAAAACGGUGGUCAAACACCCGAGCUAACUGGCUAAAGUCAGCUAUCUACUUCCAGACACAAUGAGAGAACAGCUCACUGAACAUUUUACUCGCCCUAGUAGACCUGGUUAGGAUGUUUCCAUGUUACCCAGAGCGUUGGUGACUGUAACUGUGCUGCUGGCAACAAUUGAAUUACGUUUUUUUGCCAACGUUUACUGACACUGGUCAUAUUCAAUUGGUGUUGAGCGUUCGUAAAUUCAUCAGUUAUUCUGCGCUCUGGUACACUCAGACGAGAAAGCUCUGAAAUCGGAGUAGAUAGCCAGAGCGAAUUUACCAGCUACGUCUAUUGACAGUUGUCACAGUGACAUCAUAAGCAUUCUAUUGAAAUUGAUACUUGCAUAGUGGAGUCUUUUGUUAAGACAUGUAGCUAGCUAGCUAAACAAUUAAACAUAAUCCCAACUCACAACCUUAUUACUCUGCAUGAAUCUGCAGGUAGCUAACCAAAACCAGGUUCAAUGUUAGCUAGAUAACAUUAGACUAUAACUAGCAAUACAAAUGGCUCUUAAUAUUACUACACAGAUCAUACACAUAACAUUAGCUAGCUAGCCAGCUGGUUAACGUUAGCUAGCUAGCUAGCUAACAGUACACUUUAACUUGAAAUGAAAAAUACUUUCUGACAAAAUUAGAAACAUGUAAUAUCUGAAAAUGUAGCUAGCUAGACUCUCUUACCCGUAUACGUGGAUGGACACUUCUCCCCUUCUGUUACAGAUGUCAUGGUUGUCCUUAGUUUGAAGAUGUAAUCCAGAGACCGGUGUUUAUAGAACAGCCUUCUGUGUAUUCUCUUUUCGACUACGUCUGCAUAUUUGCAAUCAAAUGCCAGAAUUUUCUCCAUCUCCUUAACUAUCAUACUCUAAUUCCACUGAUUUAAAAAAACUCGGUCCUCCAGAAAGUGGAGAGCAACACUUAUGCAGCUCCACUACACAAUACAUUUUAAAAAAAGCCGCGUUAGAAAGGAUUACCAACACAGACUAACCAGCUCAUAUUAUAGACAGAAGCGUGAUACGUGGCAGACCAAUCCGAACUCGUCUUUCGGCAUGUCCAGCCCACUCAUUAUCUCAGCCAAUCAUGGCUAGCGGGAAGGUUGCUGACUUUUUCCAUUGCUAAACCAACUAGGCUCGUAAUUUAACAAUUGCAUUCUUAUUUACAGAUGACAUACAAGUUUGUUAUUAAGGCACAUGAAAGUUCACAUGUUCCAAAGGCAUUUCUGCCCAAAAAGUUUACGUUCAAAUGGUGCUCCGGUGAAGUAGUGACACGCGACUUUCGCCUCGUUUCCUGAAACGAGUCACAUAUGCAAGUACCUUCAUAUUGACCUCAUAACAGACAUAUUUUUAUAUCUCUUGAUCUGUUUGACUCAAAGUGAUGGAAUUUGGCACACAUGCUCAAUGAUAUGAGUCUAGAUAACCUGUAAAGAAUGGUUGAGUUUGGCCACAUUGUGGUGCUGUAGGACAAGAAAAAACAUUCAUGCAGCCUCAUUGGCUCAUAGCAGCCAUAUUGUUUCAGCUAGUCUUGGAAAAUAGUGCAUUUGAAGAUGGCAAUGCAUAGAUGCUAUAUCCCUAAUUUGGUGCCGAUCGGUCCAGCUUUUGUGGAGAAGAAGAUGUUUAAAGUAGUCGACCUAAUUGAAAACUGUCCAAAAUACAUCGAAAGCACAAUUAUAUUGGAUGAUCAGUUUGGUUUUGAUUUGGCAAGCAUGAUGAACAGUACAGAAGUAGCUCGUCCUAGGGCGACGUGUCCAAGUUAUCCUAAUGGUAACACAGUGGACACACAGCUGAACCCCGACAACGCUGCUUCCAGCUUUAUUUAGCUUUUGUAGCUGCUGCACCAGACCUGGAUUCAAAUACUAUUUCAAAUCUUUUAAAUACUUUCAGCUUUUGCUUUAGCCUUUCUGGAGUGCCAAAUGGGUGGGGUUUUCAGUUUGGGGACUAUUCUAUUGGCCCAUGAAGCCAGGCAAGCUCAAUCAAGUACAGAUAAAGUAUUUUAAAUAAAGUAUUUUAAAUUUUAAAUUAAAUUUCUAAUAGUAUUGUAACCCAGGUAUUAACUGAUGAGAAGUGUAACUGCAGACGCCCGUAUAGAGCUGUACUCGCCUAGCUCUAAGUCUCCACUACAGAGACAGUGUUGAGAGGAAUGGAGGAAUGGUUAUGCUAGCCAGCAUAAUUGGCUGCUGUGUUAGCAGGUGGUGAUGAGACAGGAUAUGCAUUAUGUAAAUAGUCUGAAGAACUAGGUCAGGACAGAGAGGAGUGCUUCUGUACAUUCCACAUGGCACCCUAUUCCCUACAUAGUGCACUACCUUUGACCAGAGCCCUAUGGGAGCUGUUGUGCCAGCCAGCUCUUCCCCUGUGCUUCUGCUGUGUGUGUGUGUGUGAUGUUCGCUGUGUACCUGUUGGGGUAGUGUGGGGGCGAUCCCUAGCUUUACACACACUCACAUUCACACAAAUCCUCAUGUAUUUUUAGGUAAUCCAUCUUGCCUGGCAGGGCUUGGGUUUUACUGUCUGCUAAAUGAAACAUAUUUAUCUUCUAACCCUCUCACACCCCACACACAGCUGCACACACAGCUGCACACACACACACACACACACACACACACACACACACACACACACACACACACACACACACACACACCUGUGGCGUACCACUAUCUCCAAGCACCUGUGAUCAGAGAAUCUCUUCCUUCCGUUCCAUUGAUUGACUCUCCCAUUCUGACCCUUUGAGAAGGGGACAUUCUAAUCAAUUCACACUGAUGAUGUAACAAAGACAUUAACAAACUGUUUGAUUCUCAAAUUGAACAUUCAGAAGAAAUGUGAAAGGGGAAAUUGUCACACUGACUUCCUGAGGAGAUCUUUAGAUUCCUAGUGAUCAUGGAGACAUGGGUAACUCACAACAUGUCAUCUCCUGUGAAUAUCUCUCUCUUGGUUAUUGAGUGCACUUUAUACGGUAAAGACUUCAAACGUGUGUACUGUACCAUGACAAAAUGGCUUGAAUCAGAGGAAAGGAUUGGCGGUCCGACAUAGCAAAAUAAAGGAUCCCAAAUUAAAUCUACUGCAAUGGGCAUCUCCUGCAAUGGGAGCCUCCUGCAAUGGGAAUCAUAUGCAAUUGGAAACUCCUGUAAUGGGAAUCUCAAAAAUCUAUUCUUAGAGAUAUGAAGAGCUGUCUUUGAAGAGUGAAUCGAUUUUGGUUUCUCUUCUAAGACAUUUUGAUGCUGCUAACUUGUUGUAAACAGUGUUCGAUAAAGAGCAACAGAAGAAAUAAGAAAAAGCAAUCAUGGAUUUUGUGUUAUUCUGAGCGGGUCUCGGCUCUGAUUGUAGGUAGAGGGAGUGUAGACAGUUGUCCCCCGAUCCCCCUUAGAGUCUCUGUAGAACCCAUAGUGUUUACCAAAGGCCUUGUUUAUAAAGCCAUUUUAAGACACUGUCGAUGUUCCCUUGUCAUAGAGGAAUAUCUAUAUACUCUCUGUAGCCUUUUAUCACUUAUUUAAUGACGUCUAACUAUUAUGCCUGGUUGACUCCCUUUGUCUUUCCUUGUCUUGUACCAUUUACUACAUCCUCUCUCUCGUCUGUUCAGAGGACCAGGCUGAACGUGAAGGAUGUUGAAUGUCAUCCCACAGCUGUUCCAAUCACCUAUAGCUAGCUAACUAUGUGAUGGUCUACUGUACUCUACUGACUGUACAGUAUCAGCCAUUCAUUCAGUGUGUUUCACAGUAGCUGUUAGAGAAAGCUGUGCAGUACUUAGGGUGCUUUAAAGGUGCCCCUGCGUGUACAUUUGCAGUAGAACAGAGCUGCAUGAUCAUAGUUGUGAAGAAGCCUCAUGUUCUAAUCAAUGACAUAACAAAGGUAGUGUAGUUUUGUAAUUCCGGGAUGGAACACUGACGAUAACAAUCUAAAUUCUGACCCCUAACUUCAAAGGGUUAAUGAAGCCAAACAGAUGAACCCAAAUCUCUUUGUUCUCCAGUUGGAAGCCCUAUAAAGACAGCCCUCUCGUCAGCCUCUCUGUGGCUGGAUCACCUGUAUAUCGGUAUUAUAAUGUCUUUCUAUUGGAGGGGAGAUUUGGGCACAGUUUGGACUUCCUGGUUAUCUAAUGCCCCAUACAUCGAGUAAUGACUUUCCUUCCCGUCUGUGUGCAGAUUUGACCAUCAGUAUACCUGUGCUUCUCAUUUCACCUCGAGAUAUACAGAACCAGUGAACCUCUCAACUCCGCUGAGACGCCUCUCCUUGUCUCAGCUUCGUGCCUCUGCUUUCAGGCCCACUGUCUUACAGUACGCAUAGAAAUACAAUAAGUAGACAGGACAUGUGUCCUCUGAAUUCUGUAUGAAAUAUGUCUAUGUAUUCUAUUUCUAUGGUUGUACGGAAGCUGUUACCAUUCUCAGCCUUACUCCAGAAGUCUGUUCAGGAGGAUAAAUGUUACAGAACAUUCACAUAGAAAUAUGUAUGGUCUAGAACAGAUGUGAAUGCCUGUUUGUUUGUGUAUUCUAUUCAUUAGCUUUCGUUUCUAUAUGAGAUGUUCUGAACAUUUUACCUCACUGAAUAUAUCCCAGGCUGCUGUGCUGUGUUCUCAGGGCAUUUAGACCUAAAUCGAACACUGACAGAGCUGGUAUGUAGGCCUAAUCAAAACGCUGACCUAGCUGUUAUGUAGGCCUAAUCAAAACGCUGACCAAGCUGUUAUGUAGGCCUAAUCAAACGCUGACCAAGCUGUUAUGUAGAGCCUAAUCAAAUGCUGACAGAGCUGGUAUGUAGGCCUAAUCAAAACGCUGACCUAGCUGUUAUGUAGGCCUAAUCAAAACGCUGACCAAGCUGUUAUGUAGAGCCUAAUCAAACGCUGACGAGCUGUUAUGUAGGCCUAAUCAAACGCUGACGAGCUGUUAUGUAGGCCUAAUCAAACGCUGACCAAGCUGUUAUGUAGGCCUAAUCAAACGCUGACGAGCUGUUAUGUAGAGCCUAAUCAAACGCUGACGAGCUGUUAUGUAGGCCUAAUCAAACGCUGACGAGCUGUUAUGUAGAGCCUAAUCAAACGCUGACGAGCUGUUAUGUAGGCCUAAUCAAACGCUGACGAGCUGUUAUGUAGAGCCUAAUCAAACGCUGACGAGCUGUUAUGUAGAGCCUAAUCAAACGCUGACGAGCUGUUAUGUAGGCCUAAUCAAACGCUGACCAAGCUGGUAUGUAGGCCUAAUCAAACGCUGACGAGCUGUUAUGUAGGCCUAAUCAAACGCUGACGAGCUGUUAUGUAGAGCCUAAUCAAACGCUGACGAGCUGUUAUGUAGAGCCUAAUCAAACGCUGACGAGCUGUUAUGUAGGCCUAAUCAAACGCUGACGAGCUGUUAUGUAGGCCUAAUCAAACGCUGACGAGCUGUUAUGUAGGCCUAAUCAAAACGCUGACCUAGCUGUUAUGUAGGCCUAAUCAAAACGCUGACCAAGCUGGUAUGUAGGCCUAAUCAAACGCUGACGAGCUGUUAUGUAGAGCCUAAUCAAACGCUGACGAGCUGUUAUGUAGGCCUAAUCAAACGCUGACGAGCUGUUAUGUAGAGCCUAAUCAAACGCUGACGAGCUGUUAUGUAGGCCUAAUCAAACGCUGACGAGCUGUUAUGUAGGCCUAAUCAAACGCUGACCAAGCUGGUAUGUAGGCCUAAUCAAACGCUGACGAGCUGUUAUGUAGGCCUAAUCAAACGCUGACCAAGCUGUUAUGUAGGCCUAAUCAAACGCUGACGAGCUGUUAUGUAGGCCUAAUCAAACGCUGACGAGCUGGUAUGUAGGCCUAAUCAAACGCUGACGAGCUGUUAUGUAGGCCUAAUCAAACGCUGACGAGCUGUUAUGUAGAGCCUAAUCAAACGCUGACCUAGCUGUUAUGUAGGCCUAAUCAAACGCUGACCAAGCUGUUAUGUAGGCCUAAUCAAACGCUGACGAGCUGUUAUGUAGAGCCUAAUCAAACGCUGACGAGCUGUUAUGUAGAGCCUAAUCAAACGCUGACCAAGCUGUUAUGUAGAGCCUAAUCAAACGCUGACGAGCUGUUAUGUAGGCCUAAUCAAAACGCUGACCAAGCUGUUAUGUAGAGCCUAAUCAAAACGCUGACCUAGCUGGUAUGUAGGCCUAAUCAAAACGCUGACCUAGCUGUUAUGUAGAGCCUAAUCAAAACGCUGACCUAGCUGGUAUGUAGGCCUAAUCAAAACGCUGACCAAGCUGUUAUGUAGGCCUAAUCAAACGCUGACCUAGCUGUUAUGUAGGCCUAAUCAAACGCUGACGAGCUGUCAUGUAGAGCCUAAUCAAAACGCUGACCAAGCUGUUAUGUAGGCCUAAUCAAACGCUGACGAGCUGUUAUGUAGAGCCUAAUCAAAACGCUGACCAAGCUGUUAUGUAGGCCUAAUCAAACGCUGACGAGCUGUUAUGUAGGCCUAAUCAAACGCUGACGAGCUGUUAUGUAGAGCCUAAUCAAACGCUGACCAAGCUGUUAUGUAGAGCCUAAUCAAACGCUGAUGAGCUGUUAUGUAGGCCUAAUCAAACGCUGACCAAGCUGUUAUGUAGGCCUAAUCAAACGCUGACCAAGCUGUUAUGUAGGCCUAAUCAAAACGCUGACCGAGCUGUUAUGUAGAGCCUAAUCAAACGCUGACGAGCUGGUAUGUAGAGCCUAAUCAAAACGCUGACCAAGCUGUUAUGUAGGCCUAAUCAAAACGCUGACCAAGCUGUUAUGUAGGCCUAAUCAAAACGCUGACCAAGCUGUUAUGUAGGCCUAAUCAAACGCUGACGAGCUGGUAUGUAGUCUAAUCAAAACGCUGACCUAGCAGUUAUGUAGGCCUAAUCAAAACGCUGACCAAGCUGUUAUGUAGGCCUAAUCAAACGCUGACGAGCUGUUAUGUAGAGCCUAAUCAAACGCUGACGAGCUGUUAUGUAGAGCCUAAUCAAACGCUGACCAAGCUGUUAUGUAGGCCUAAUCAAAUGCUGACCUAGCUGGUAUGUAGGCCUAAUCAAAACGCUGACCAAGCUGUUAUGUAGGCCUAAUCAAACGCUGACGAGCUGUUAUGUAGAGCCUAAUCAAACGCUGACGAGCUGUUAUGUAGGCCUAAUCAAACGCUGACGAGCUGUUAUGUAGGCCUAAUCAAACGCUGACGAGCUGUUAUGUAGAGCCUAAUCAAACGCUGACGAGCUGGUAUAAUAUGUAUUGAGUGGCUGUUCAGAAAUGCACACAGAGUUCACACAGAGGGAUGCCUGUCUAUUGCCUGCUCUGUUUCUCUUUCUGCUUUACAGGCAGGUAAAGUGGGCAGGAACAUGUCUCUGGCAGUAUCUGUGAACCGGGGUCAAACUCUAUACAAGGUCAAAGGUCAUACCAGGUGCCUUUUUAUUGCACAGGCUUCUCCCCUUACAGACUGCUGUAAAUGUUUGUACAGAUAUAUUGUUCUUUUCCUUACAAUGUGCAUGUGACCAAAUACCAUGUAAAAUACCUUGACAUGUAAAUGCUGUAAUUACAUGUAUUAUUUAUGAUGGAUCAAUAAAUUGUUCCUUCAAUGAAAUAAAAAACGUCAACGGA
Molecule: messenger RNA, 15998 nt
Organism: Salmo salar (Atlantic salmon)
Lineage: Eukaryota; Metazoa; Chordata; Actinopteri; Salmoniformes; Salmonidae
Source: RefSeq, a predicted model, not a curated record